UUUGUACAGAUAAUACAUGUUCGGGUACAUUGCACAACUCGUAUGAAGCCUGGAUACGUUGUUUAACCAACCUGGGAUGGGAAUAAGGAAAUUGAUUUAUAGAUAAACUUUGGCCGUCGUAGGCUGGUGGAUAUGUUGCUCUCUCGAGCGCAGGAAUAUGGUGUGCCGUGUUUGUGCGUGCUUGCGCACGAUUUUCCAAAUAGCAGAUUAUUCGAGUGAAAGAUACUUUUUAAUUUUUCAGUAUCGUAAGAGCGCUGAGUAACAUUUGCACUUACUGAUACUGACUUUUUUCGUUGCCGUCUAUCUUCAAAUUUCCUCAAGAUUUGCCGGUAGUAUCUGCAGUAACCUGGCAUGUAAAAUUUCCGGUGUCCUCAUGAUCGAACUUUUUUUUCCUACUCAGUGCGUUCUAAUGAAUUUUUUAGCACCGCAAUUUAUCACGAACGUUUCCAUAAGGAUGAUAUAUGCAAUGAAGCGCACUGGAUUGUGAUGUGACCAUUUAUUAACCGCUAACCUGUACGGGUAGGCUAUCUAGGGUGCUUGACAUUGAUACUCGUUUCCUUUUUCUUUUUUGUUCAAGACAAAGGACAAACGUCGUAGAUCACAAGAUGAAGAUAAUACAUAACACUGUAAAUAUGCCAUCUGUAAUCCUCGUGUUUUUCAUCGAGCUUGUUUCACUGAUAUGGUGUGUACCUUUGAACGUUUCAAAACUAAAUUGCUUUAAUGACUAUGUCACAACAAUGGUUUGCGACUUCACCUCCGACAAGUUCCUCAACUGCAGUGGAUAUAGCUUAGACUUUCAAUCACCAAAUAUGGACUCUUACAAAUGCAGUUUAAUAAACUCUGAAGAAGAUGUAAAUUAUUAUCGGUCCAAAUGUGGAUGCACAGUUGAAUUGCCGGAGUUUGUUAACGCUGAGGAAUACAGAGUGAAUCUGACGGAAGGAGGGAAAGUCAUAAAUUCAACAAUUAUCACUGCGGUAGACAACAUCAAGCCCAAAGCCCCUGAUAUAUUAUUGGUGAUGCCAAUGGAAAAUGGAAACUACAAAGUGACAUGGAACACAAAUUACCCUGACUAUAAUGGCCUUUCUGACAACUUAGAGAUUGAGCUGAGCUACAAAAAGAAAGGAGAACCAGACAAGGCUGCAAGGAACGUAAGUGCCUCUCUGCCUUUUCAUGAAAUACUAGGCAGCGAUUUAGAGCCAAGCAGCAAAUACGUUGUGAAGGCGAGAUCGCACUCCACCCAUUACAACACCCAGUUCAGCGACUGGAGCCGGGAAGUGGAGUGGACCAGCCCUGCCCCUGUUGGGAGCGUGUUGAAAGCCGUCAUCCCCGUCCUUUGUGUACUGCUCGUCAUCAACAUCUGCGCUCUCUAUUGGUGCCUCACUCGACUCAAGGCUAAGUGGUGGGAUAAAAUUCCUGCUCCGAAGAAUGACAUAAAAAACACGCUUCCGCGAAAUUUCGAGAAUUUUAUCCCGAAAGAUUACGAUCUACCCGCCUACCACACUGACCUUCUGACCAUUGAUGAAACCGAGGAAAAGCCAAGGCCUACUCCAAGCACAUCGGAAAGCGAGCAAGAUAGCCUGUAUAAGAAUGUCUCCAGCCACGUGUUGGCGAAGGACAGCGGCGUCUUCUCGUCCGACGGCGGGUUGAGCGAUUCUGCGGGUUCUUGCAGUUCCUCUGAAUCAGGGUACAAAAACGUCCUUUACUCCAGGCUGUCGGCAACCUCUACGCAAAACGGCGGUUCUCCAGAGCUGCCAGGUAGCGGGACCCCCUUCUUCCCGGCUCCACCCACGCCGGGCUGUGACAUUUUCCCCAUCUACAGCGAAGUUGAGGUUCUGAAGGCACCCAGUCCAGACUUCCAGAAGACCCGGCAAACCCCUGAUUCGUCGAGAAAAGCUUCCGGAAUGACCACGGACUGUAAGUAUUGUGCGGCCAGCACGCCUCCAGGGGAGGAAUCCUUCAGCCCGCACAUCCUGGGCACCAUGCUGCUUCUGGAAGCCUGUGGAAACAUCACCAGAGCUGAUGAUGGAUACGAAAGCUUUGCCAAGGCGGUCAGCAGAGAUGCUCUGGGAAAGGCUAAUUUCCCAGCGUGCACACUGGAACCCUGUGAAGAUGGCUACCAGGAUCUUCAGACCAUUUUAGAAAACAGAACUGACUGGCACUCUGAAGCAGGCAAAGCAGAUAGGGAGGCCUCUUCAGCGGAGGGUCCAGAGAAGAGUUCUGGGCAGGAACGGGAGCUCUCGCAAUGCCCUAAAUGGGAUAUUUUGGAGUCCAUCACCUCAUGUGCCUCCCCGUUCAUGCAAAAAAGCAGCAUGGAAAGCUCCGCUAAUCCUGCUUUGACUACAUGUCCCAUUAUUCAAAUUUACACAGACAGUUCCUACCAUAGAGUGUAGCAGUGUGCAAGAUGUCCUUUACAGCCAAUGCAUACUGAACUCUCUGAUUAUCUGGUAUCAUCAGGACUGUAAAAUAUAAACGUGCUUCUGUGAUGAGGACUCACCAACUCAACUAAGGGACUGAUAAGAGUGUGGUUAUUUUUAUGCUAUAUGUGUACAGUACACGCGUUGGAGUCUUGGUAAUCCACCAAUCCAACUUUGGUAGCCAUGUUUAAAUGUGGUACAUAUGUUUUUUGUUUUUUUUUUUCAAACAUUGAGACUGAGAGUUUCCCUUCAUAAUACUGGGGCAAUCAUAUUCUUAAUCAAGGUGAAAAUUCUAAUGAAAAUAUGUUAGAAUUAUAGUGAAGUUUAUUAAUUGUGGCACGGCUAAUGUUUAUUUUCCUCAGUUGACAGCGAUAAAAAGCACGAUUGACUGCUAAGAACAAAAACAUAAAUAGUUCAAAAAGAAAACAUCUCAAAAACUUAAAUAGACUGGAUCAGUGUCAUUUAGUUUCAUUUUCUUUUUAGAAGGCAUGUAAAUUGGGAAUUGGGGGAAAACAACUUUUAGUUUUAAAAUUGCUACUUUUAAUCAGUUUUACAUUAUAUUGCAUCGCAGUUAAAUGUAAUUUAUAUUAUGCUGCUUUGCAGUAAGACAAGCCUAAAAACAAACCCCAUUUUCUGCUUUUUAAAUAAAAUGUAAAUAAAACAUUUCAAGCUAACAUUUCUGGAGAUAAUGUUGCAAUUAGCAGAAAAUGAAUCAGUGCCAUGGGUACUUAAUGACAUUAAUUCAGUACUUAGUUUUGUAAAUAGGUUUGUAAAUAUGUAGGAAGUUUCAGAAUAACAGUAGAAUAAUAAAUGCAUGUAAGUUAUUUGUUAUAUCACUCCUGGUUUGUUUCCUGUAGCCACCCAUCGGCAGUUAUGGCAGCGUAACAAGCACACAGGCCUGUUGGGUGAGGUGACUUAAGAAAACAAGUCCAGGUGGCUCAUGUUACUGGUAUUGGCAUGUCUGAAGCUUGACUUCCGCAUACCAGGAGUCACGCUAUUGCCCCUUUGCAUGUACAUAUAUACAUCUUGUUGCUGUUACUACCAUUUAUGUCAUGAUGUGUCACAUUAAGCCUUGGACAUCUCUGAGAGGAUCUGGCGAAUAAUAAGAUAAAUGUAUCUUCUGUGAAAGUAUGAUGAUCAUUUCAGUAGCCCUGUGAUAGCAGAUACAACCGUUUUCAGAUGCAGAAGGCUGAAGUAGAUUGGAGAUUCAUUUGUUUUGCAAUUUCCGUCUUAGGUUCAGUGGUCAGGGGUCAUUAGUAAAUAAUGUGGGAACUGUUUUCACGUGUCUACUGUUAGCACUUUAGCUUGCAUUAGAUGUUAGAAUUGAUCAUUUUUACAAUGUUGUUUUUUUUUCAUGCACUACAAAACUGAAUUAUUCUCCAUCAUGACUUGUGACUUGCAGCUGGCUAAUUCUUGCACAUUUGCAAUAAUGUUGAUUGAUGUGCAUUGUUCUUGUAAAAAAAUGAAAUAAAGAUUUAAUUUAACAUA
Messenger RNA from Anguilla rostrata (American eel), 3902 nucleotides. RefSeq lists its product as uncharacterized. Gene Ontology annotation, cellular component: membrane; external side of plasma membrane. NCBI's taxonomy places the organism in Eukaryota, Metazoa, Chordata, Actinopteri, Anguilliformes, Anguillidae. Gene Ontology annotation, molecular function: cytokine receptor activity; protein binding. The transcript is spliced from 9 exons. The coding region runs from base 606 to 2390 and encodes 594 amino acids. Gene Ontology annotation, biological process: production of molecular mediator involved in inflammatory response; cytokine-mediated signaling pathway. The record is from RefSeq and is a predicted model, not a curated record.